Molecule: messenger RNA, 996 nt
Organism: Dothidotthia symphoricarpi CBS 119687
Lineage: Eukaryota; Fungi; Ascomycota; Dothideomycetes; Pleosporales; Dothidotthiaceae
Exons: 1
Cellular component (GO): CCR4-NOT complex
Source: RefSeq, a predicted model, not a curated record
GGCCUCGAAAGUGGCUUCGACGAGAGUAUGAGAAUCAAGAACACACUCGACACAAUCGAGGCAACGAGUAGAGAGGCGCCGAGCUGGAACACACUGGCGUUACUGGUCAACUGUGAGCUCCGGCUUUGGCGCCUGAACGAGAACACGCCGCUGAGGCACAAUCCGUUCUUGACGCACUGGGUGGAUGCCCUUUUGCCAUGGGCGGCGUCGAGUGCUGCGCGGGGGCGCGCACACGCUACAGAGCCUGGAAUAACGACGGAGAUGAUGUUCCUGACUAGGGUGGGAUUGAUCAAGGCAAUGCUCCACCGAGCCAACCGUCACGAGGAUUCGAGCGAGUUUUGUGGGACGUCGCCGAGGGACUUGUACAACGCCUUUGUGAGGACGCCUACACAAGUCUAUCUCGACUCACAGCCAUUCGACAUAGCCCCCUUUCUACGUAUGCUGGUCGAAGAGGGCAUACUUGAACCUGAAGCCACGCCUGAUGGCCACGAGACUCUGCCCACGCCACCCUCGACGGCCGCGCCAACGCCGUCCGAGACGUAUGGCAGUCCUCGACUGAACGACUUCCAGCAGUGGAAGCAGGACAUCCUUGAGAAGCUGCAGACCGCGCCUGUACCCACAGUCCUGGAGAUCACACAUCUCCCUCUCGAACUUUCUUACCUCGACUUCUUGACUACCCUCCUCGUCGACCACGCUCUCGAAGAAAAGUCCAUCGACCCCGAGCCUGUCAUAACGUCCUACAUACAGCACUCGCUGCGUUCCAUCGAACAAAUGGGACGUCCUCCAGGCUCAGGCCCAGUUGUGCAAGGCUCAGCGGGAGAGGUUGUCGAUCAUGGUCGCGAGGCGCAGAGCCGUGCCGUGAAGCUGCUUUUGCUCUUUGUCAGAAACUUGAUUCGGAAGGAGUUGGUUGGUGCGCAAGUGCUGUAUUUUGAGAUACAGGAAAUUUGCGUGCGGUAUGUGUGGAUCAAAGAGGUUAGGGAGUUCAAGAGAUGGGUU